This is a messenger RNA of Bursaphelenchus okinawaensis, 1259 nucleotides long. The record is from the annotation of a GenBank genome assembly. NCBI's taxonomy places the organism in Eukaryota, Metazoa, Nematoda, Chromadorea, Rhabditida, Aphelenchoididae.
AUGAAAAGAAGAGCAGAUGUUGAAGGCUAUGACUGCUUAUUUUGUGGCUGCAGAACACGUAGCCCGCUCCACUAUUGCGUGGAGAUGGAGCUCUACGAUGAAAUGGAGAGGAACUUAAAUGGCAAGAAGGAACACGAGAAGAAAGAAGAUAAGGGUAGAAAGUGUUUGAAAGAGGAAGAGGUAAAGGGCAUAAGAGAAGAGGAAGAAUAAGAAGAUGAAGACGAAGAACAACAAAAACGACAAAGGAAAAUUCAAGAAGUUGAGAAAAGAAGGCGAAGAGGAGAAAGACGUGAAUGCCGUGAGAAAAAGAAGGAAAAGACAGCAUGCGGAGCAAAAGGGAAAUGGCACAAGGAAGGGUAAGAUAAAAUCGUCCUAAAGAUUAUAAUUUUGAUUAACCUAAAAUGCAAAAAACCACUAUUAGAUAUAACUUAUUAACCUUAGUCCUUUGUAUAGCCACGUUACAUGGUAAAUACGUUGGAAAAAGUAAUAAGUUAUGGCGAAUACAUCAUAGAUAGCACGAUGGGAACAACCAUCACUUCCAAAUUUUAGAACCCUUAUUAUAAAUUUGUAUCGCAAAUUUUCUCAACUGAAAAGCGAGCACGUUUUAUUUUUUUUGACAUCUCAUCAGAAAGAAUGACGAAUUAUUAAAAAAGCGUCAAUCAACUUUGCAACCUAUAAUUUUUCAAUUAAUAGCAUAAAUACGGUUUUAAAUUAAUAAAAUAUAUUUAAAUAAACUUUUGUUAACAAAUCCACAAAUUAAAAAAUGUUUUUGCUUUAGAAACCUGCCUUCAGGUCUACAGUGACUUUUUAUCUAGCCUAGUUUAAUACUGUAGUGUACUCUAGACUACUGUACCUUACAUUAAAUAACUUUAACAUUGAAAGUUUAUUUAUUUUUAUGUACAUAGUUUCAGAUCACGAGCUUCGAUGCAAAUUAAGAGUUCUCGGGGAUCAAACGUGAACCAAUCGUUGAAAGGUCGGCGGAUCGGUAAGAAUUUUUUAAGCCAAACUUAUUUUCAAAAACGUUGGCCAAGGCUAAAGCUGAGGCCAAAGCCAAGGCCAAGGUUAAGACCAAGGCUAAAGCUAAGGCUAGGGCUAGGGUUAAAGCCAAGGCCAAAGCCAAGGUUAAGACCAAGGCUAAAGCUAGGGCUAGGGUUAAAGCCAAGGCCAAAGCCAAGGCCAAGGUUAAGACCAAGGCUAAAGCUAAGGCUAGGGUUAAAGCCAAGACCAAGGCUAAAGCUGAGGCCAAGGCCAAGGCUUAG